UUCCGACAGGGCAUCAGCUGGGGAAGAUCCGGGAGCGAAAGAUCCGGCACUUUCAAAAGGCGCUGGGUGACGAUAAGGAGCAGACUCCGUUGCCGGACGAUUCAAUCUCGCUAAGUGGGGUUGGUCGACCGGCCAGCCGCAAUGGCCAGUCCGAACGAGCUCUAUUCCAUCGGGGAGUCGGGAUCUGGCAAUCCGGCCAAUAAACUGAAUGGCCCACCCGGACCCACCAACGGUUACUCUCCCGUAGAAAACAUGAAGCGUUACAUGGAAUCUUUGCCACAAGAUUUUACAUUCAAAGAAGAAUUAUGCAACCAACAUUUCUGGAAGGCGGUCAGAACUGAGUUUUUGGCCACACUUCUCCUGACCGUCCUGGGCUGUGGUUCGUGUCUGAGAUGGAAAGCUCCUCCAACUGACCAAAUAACAGCCGCCGCGGUGGAGCUACGCGUAGCACUCGCUUUCGGACUAGCAGUGACUACUCUGGUGCAGUGUGUUGGCCAAGUAAGUGGUGGACACAUGAAUCCGGCAGUAACCAUAGCCUUGCUGGUCACCAGGCACAUCAGUCUAACACGAAGUGCCGCGUAUGUUGCCGCACAGUGUCUUGGUGGGCUGGCGGGUGCCGGAAUAUUGUACGGCCUGACUCCACAAGGACAAAGACCGAAUGCCGGACUGGGUGCCACUGAACCAGCUGUUGGAGUAGCAGCAUCCGAAGCAUUCGGAAUCGAAUUUCUGGCCUCCGUCGUAGUGGUCAUCACGGUGCUUUCUAACAUGGACCCCCAUAGGACUGACAUGGGAUUCAGAGCUCUCUCUAUUGGAUUCUCUUACGUCGUCGGUCAUCUUCUUGCAUUUCCUUAUACUGGGGCCAGCUUCAACCCAGCUAGAUCUUUUGGUCCAGCAAUAGUGACAAACACAUGGCGACUACAUUGGGUAUAUUGGGUGGGACCAGUGCUUGGUGGUAUCAUAGGUGGCGUCACUUACGAUUACACUCAAGAAACUCACGCUCAACAGGUUUUAAGGCGAUCUUUUAGAAAGAAAAAUGGCAACACAGUAAUAAACAGAGAUCUAAGCGCCCUCUCCUAUAAUGAAACAGAACUUACUUUGGACCACUGUCGGCUCUGACAUUUAGUGAACACUCUUCGCCAAAACAAACCUCUUUACAAAACAAACUUUUGUGCAUUGUAUCAUUGAUUGUGAUUCCAUGGUUGGUUAUUCUUCUCUAGGGGAGACUAGUUUCAUUUGAUACAAAUUAUUUUGCGAACUUGUUUUCAAAUCCAAUGCUUGUUUUAACUCUAUUCUUCAAAAAUAGGAAACUUCUCCGAAAAACUAAAAAUAUGCUAAAUAAAAGUCCAAAAACCUAUUUUUUAUUUUAUCUAUCCACACAAUUAAGUAAAUGCAAAAUAUUCCUGUAAUAUUCCUUUAAUACAUUUUCAAACAUUUAAAGCGUCUCAGAAACAUUUCUACUCACUUCGUAAAAUGGAGCAAAGUAUGAUUUUCUGAAAGCGUCAAUUAAAUUUUCAUUUACAACAUUUUUAAAUUGCUAAAUAUUACAUUUAGAACAAAACUGUUAUAUUCUCAAAUUUCAAAACACAUGAACUUUUCUUAUAAUAUACAUAACUUUUAUCACGAUUUGGAAAAUCUAAGAUUUUCUGAAAUGUAAAUGGAACGUUUUGCGCCAUAAUGAUGAAUUUAGAAGUAAUAUUUUAAAAACAGCCAAAUGUUAUGUCAGUAUUAUAUUAAUCUAGAAGGAAGGUAAUCAAAU
This is a messenger RNA of Parasteatoda tepidariorum (common house spider), 1756 nucleotides long. RefSeq names its product lens fiber major intrinsic protein. The record is from RefSeq and is a predicted model, not a curated record. Gene Ontology annotation, biological process: water transport; transmembrane transport. Gene Ontology annotation, molecular function: water channel activity. Gene Ontology annotation, cellular component: plasma membrane. Lineage: Eukaryota; Metazoa; Arthropoda; Arachnida; Araneae; Theridiidae.